This is a messenger RNA of Kwoniella mangroviensis CBS 8507, 891 nucleotides long. RefSeq lists its product as uncharacterized. Lineage: Eukaryota; Fungi; Basidiomycota; Tremellomycetes; Tremellales; Cryptococcaceae. The coding region runs from base 1 to 891 and encodes 296 amino acids. The record is from RefSeq and is a predicted model, not a curated record. The transcript has a single exon.
AUGCCAGGAAUUGGAGAGGUGCCUCUCCAUGUCUGUGCGCCAUCCUUACCGGUCGGAGCAGAUGUAGGCGAUACCGAUCUUAAAUCAGGUAAAAUGUCUAUCAAAAGUGCCAAUACCCAAGCAGUAUCCAAACCCAAGAAGAAGAAACGAUCCUGGAAGAAACCGAUACAAACGCCUUGUCACCAAACACCUAAUCCCAGCCUCACUGCGAGCUCACAAACACCCAUAUUAAUUGCUGAUUCAUCGAUCCCAAAGCUAAGGAUGGAUCAAAUCAUCGGAUCACCUCGACUCUCGCAUCCAGGCAGCAACGCUUCUUCCGUUAGGAAGUGGGACCAUUCUCUGUUCAUAAACCAGAAUCCCACUCCGAGACUCGCUUAUAGACCUUUCAAAGAGGUUCUACCCAAGAACAUACCGCCAAGACCAAGACUACCGCCAGCGUUUCCUGUCCAGCAGCUUCCUGCUAAGAGAAAGAAGGUACCUCCUACCGCUCCCCGAUUACACACCACCCUGUCAGAGUCUAGCAUUCCAAUCAGACCCGAACCGAGAUCGUCAUGGCAGGAAAGAUCAGUCUCAGCAUCGACCUCAACGAUACCAGAAAGAAUGGAAGCUGGAGCUGUUACCCCAGGUGCGCAAACUUCAACCCUAAGCCGAGAUGACGGCUCUGAGAUUCAGAUGCUCGAAAGACAAGUUCAAUCACUCACCGCCAGAUUAUCGAACUGUCAGAAUGAACUUCAAGACAUGAGAGUAAAGUUGGAUUUUGCCAAUAUGACUGCUGGUCGAGGUGGUGCCAAUCUUGGCAAUGCCAGAAGGGAAAUCAAAGAGUUGAAAGAUAGAAUCAAGGAGUUGGAGUAUCCGGCAGUCGAGGUCAAAGUCGAAGAUGAUGCUGUAUGA